This is a messenger RNA of Monodelphis domestica (gray short-tailed opossum), 6250 nucleotides long. RefSeq names its product lysine rich coiled-coil 1 (gene KRCC1). Gene Ontology annotation, molecular function: zinc ion binding; nucleic acid binding. Lineage: Eukaryota; Metazoa; Chordata; Mammalia; Didelphimorphia; Didelphidae. The record is from RefSeq and is a predicted model, not a curated record.
AGGAAAAGGAAAUCUUGGGGAGAGAAAGGGGCUGUAUAGAGGGAUCAGGAGAGAGAGAAGAGAGGAGAGGAAGGGGCAGGAGGAAAGGGGAACUCCAGGAAGACAAAAGGGGGGUAUGGAAGGGCUAUAAGAGAAAAGAGGGGACAGUAGGAAAGGAAGCCCCGGGGAAAGAAAGCGGCUAUGAAAAAGCCAGGAGGAAGAAGAGGGCAGAAGAAGAGGACCCCCAGGAAAAGGGGGCUAUUGAAGUACUAGGAGAGAGAAGGGCCAGAAAGAAAGGGGAGCAGGGGCAGGGGUGGGGGGAUAGGGCGAGGCUGGGGCAUAUGUCAGAAUUAAGAGAGAAGGGGGUAGAAAGAAAGAAAAACCUGGGGAAACGGGGUGUGGAAGAAUUAGAGAUAAUGUGGAAGAAAGAGGGAGAUCCCUCAGGAAAAGGGAGGUAUGGAAGGAUUAGGAGAGAAAAGGGCAGGGGAAAAGGGAAUAUAAAAGUUAAUAGGGAAGUGAUCAACAGAGAGAAGGAAAGGAGACCCCAGGAAAAAGCUAUGAAAAAGUGAGGAGAGAAGAGAUGGGGAAAGGGAGAAGUAAGAAGGGUCCCAGGCUUGGAAGGCGAGAGGUCAAGUGAAAACACAUACAUAUACAUACAUAUAUAGACUUAUAUUUUAUAUAAACAUAUCUGUAUAAAAACUUUCACUCCCUAAGUCAUCUGGUCAACUCUAGGACCAGAGGUUCCGGAGAAAAUGUUGAGGUAGGAGGAGCUUCCUCCCCUGGAAGUUCCCAUAAACCCAUGAAAUCAGAGUUCAGAAUCCAGUUUUCUUUUUUUUUUUUAAGGCUUAGUGAAUAGAGAGCUGUCAGGGAAGACAUGUUCAUGUCCUGCUUCUGAAACAUAUGGCCAUGUGAUCCUGGGCAAGUCAUUUCAUAUCUGUGUUAUCUAGACUUAGCUCUCUAAUAUUAAGUUAUAGAAAAUUUGUAUUAGUAGAAGACAUUUCCUCCCUAGGAGCACCCUAAAUCUAUAAAAACCCUUGGGCCCAGUCCUCUUUGUCAUCCAGAACUUUGACUUUCCUUACUGCCUCUGGCCUUUGGCUAAAUCUGAAAGCAUACUUUGUUAGGCUCCAUUCAAAUGCUGAGUAAAACUGUUGGAACAGCACGAACCUAGGACAGAUCCCAGAGGCACUUUAUUCUCUAAUAUUCUAGACUGAUUAAAAAUUGGCCUAGAAGGCAAUAGGAUCUUAGAUCUCUAGAGCUGGAAGGAGCCUUAGAGGCCAUUUAAUUCAACCCCUUGGUUUUACAGAUGAAGAAACUGAGACCCACACAGGUUCAGUGAAUUCUUGCCCAAGGUUACAAGGGUAGGAAGCAUCCAUCCAAGUACUAAAAAUAAUAUUGAAGCACCUGUGCAACCAAUUAAAGAACAUGAAAGCCACUUCCUUCCUAUGUAAGCAUGGACAAGUCAGAGGUCAAAAUUUUCUGUUAGUUGAGGACUUUUCCAGCCUAAAUUGCAUGAAUCUUAUAGGAAGUAUAAGUGCUGCUAGACGGUCCACCACAUUUUUAAAAUGGAAAAUGUUAGGCUGACAGAAGUUAGAAUGACUUGUCCCUGUGUCACACAGCUGUGGAAUGUCUGAAACUAUAUUUGAACCGAGGACCUUCUGACUCCCAAGUACAUUGCUUUCUGGCAGGGGUAGAGAGUGGACAGCAAAGGGAGGGAGAGGGAGCCUAUCUACCCUAUGGGGAAGAGUCUAGCCAGGUAGGUAGGAGAAAAGGAUGGUACUGAGAGUGUUUGGAAGAACUUGUGUCUCAAUUACAUCUGACCCCUUCUGGGGAGAAAGAACAAGAGACAUGUGCAGAGUGAGAUUAAAUGAUUUGCUUGUCAUUUUUAGACUGGGUCCUAGGCACUGCACAAAUAGCUUUCCAGGGUUCCAGCUCAUCCUUAAAGAUGGAGAGGGCCAGAACAGGCACUAGAAAAGGGGUCUUCCAUAGGUCCUGACCGAUGGUUCUUCCUCUGAGCCCUGAGCCCUCUACCUGUAGAGCUAUAUAUGACUUUCAUUCUCAGUGAUACCUAAGCAGAAUUUUAAGCAUAUAAGAUACUAAGUACAGUACAAAAUCCUUCCUUAGCUCCAGUCCCUAGACAUCUUCCAUUCUUCUCCCCAGACCCUGUAGUCCUGAUCUUACUAUACUAAUGCUUUUUUCCUGAUAAUCACAUGUCUAAAAUACUUCAGACCCUUCUCACUCCUAAAGGAGCCUCACUUGCAUCAAACCAAGGACCAUUUCCUUCCUUUUUCACCUUUUCUUUGAAUGAAUUCCAUUCUGGUGGCUUCAGGGAGACAAUUAUAUGAAAGGGAUCUUUGAAACUAGGCUCAUUUAUACUUGCUGUAUAAGAAAUGCAAAGAAACUUUAAACAUUUUCAUAGCUUUUUAUUCUUAGUUUUAAAACUUCCUUUUAAAAGAAAACAUCUUUCCUAUCCCCCUGCACCUCCUAUAAGGGAGAAUAAACCUUUAAAUACUGUAAAAAACAACAAAAAAAAACUUUGCAGAGGAGAGGGGCAAAGUAAUUUUCUUUUUACCAGUGGAACAUGUCAUAAAAAUAGAAACUUCACAUUUUAUUAUAAAUUAUUUUUCCUAUACUAUAGGAAUGUUAUACAAAGCAUAAUAAUGAUGGUAAAAAUCUGUGAAAUUAUUUUUAUAAUGAGCAAAUUAGCAGUUUUUCUUAUGUAAAUCACUGUGGAAGAUAGAAUAGUAUGCUUUAUAAUCAGAUAACUUUCUACAAAACUUUAAAUCCCCCUUUAAAGAAUUAGAGUGGGCUACCAGUCUAUAUUCGGAAAUGAGAACCACUUGCGCAUUUACUGCUUUUUCCUCCCACCAAAAUGUAAGCUGGAGCUGUUUUUAGUUGGAGUGACUUGUGUAACAGUAUAGCUGUACUCAGACCUGUCCUCAGCAUCCUGUAAAGUGAGGCAGAUGGCCAACUGGGUGAGUCACCAUCUGAAAGAUAAGGGCUUUCUGUGGAAAGAACAGCUGAUUUGGUUAGCAGAUUCUGUUAUUUGAAUGUAUUGAAGCCCUAACAAACUAAAAUGGCAGGCAUAGUAUUCAGUACUACAGUAGGAACAACAAUAAAAAAGAUGGACUCUAGGAGUCAGGAUGCCACAAUCUAAUCCCAGCUUUGCUCCAAGCCAGCUGUGGGACCAUGGGCAAGUCAUCCCCUUCUCUGGAAAAUGAAGUCCCCUGUGGUUCUAAAAUUCUAGGAUUCCAUAAUGAAUUAUUUGUAUUCUCUGUGGCAUCUCCUUACAUGUUACAGUUAAACCAAAGCACCAUACGUGGGAAACUAUUAACAUGAACCUAACACUGUUGAUACCCAAGGAAUAAUGAAAAACCAAUCUUUGGCUAAUUGUUAUUACUAUUCUUUGGAAUAUUUCUAAAAAUCAAAUACAAUUCCUCAGCUGUCCAAAGAAAUGAGCCUCUUGUCAUGUAGUGAGGUGAUUGGCUUUGUAUUAAAGCUUUCUAACGACAUAAGUGGUCAGUUUGAAACACUCACAUUUUAAGUCGAGGCAGUUUGGCAUGAUGGGUAGAGCAUGCUAGGCUUGGAGUCAAGGAGACCCUCUAACAUUAGGGGAUGAUCCUGGGUACUUGUAAGUCCCCUAUCUUCUCCUGUGAGCCCCUUACCCCUCACACACCUCUUUCCCUGGGGCUUUUAAAUCAUUUGGGGUAUUGGCUGAGUUGUUGCCAUGCCUGGAGUCCCAUAAGGCUGAAUGUAGUUCAGAGUGCAUGAUAGAGGAUAAGCAAGAAUUGGGGAAAAGGAAAAACUGGCAUUUUAUCAUUAGUUGUAGUUAGUGCAUUCCUAGUAGUGUGUCUAAAAAACUAUUUACAGAGCUUCAGGCCCUCCUCCUGCCUCUCAAGAUCCUGAUCAGGUUAUCAUAACAAAAGUGGCUUGGUCUCCUAACUGCAUUUUUUGAGUCCUAAACCCCACUUUCAGUCUGCUUUAGCUAUAAUGGACUGAUCAGGAUCUUGUCCUCCCCCUGGGAGAGGAUGAGCAAAGGUCAGUGUAGCGAGAACUCUACAAGGAGCCUAGAGACAGAAACUGAAAUGUGUAUGGGAAAAUUAUAAACAUAGACUCAAAAACACAAAACAAAAUGAAGACAUUUACAUGAAGAGAAGCAAGCCAAGAGCUCAUGAUGCUCUUUUGGAUGAACAUAAAAGGAAUGACCUUUUUACAGACAACUUUUGUAAAGUGUGUGGCGCAGUACUACAGUUUGAAUCCCAAAGGAUUUCACAUUAUGAGGGCAAAAAGCAUGCUCAAAAAGUUAGACUUUAUUUCCAAAUUCAUGGGGAACAAAAUGAAGCCCAAGUGCCUGAUAAAAAAGUGAAGCUGGAUUUCCUGAGUCUUCAGACGGAUGGGAGUGGAGUAGUGGACAAAAACAAAUUUUGUGAUCUCUGCAACAUGAUUUUUAGUUCCCCAGUUGUUGCUCAGUCUCACUAUUUGGGGAAAGUUCAUGCCAAAAAGUUGAAGCAGUUAAUGGGAGAACAUGCUCAGACGUCUCCACCAAGUACUCAGCCAGACAAGGCAGGUCCGCCUGUGGCUAGUUGUGCAGGGCCAGAGCCACAGCAGCCGGCCUCUGAGCGAGCCGCCCCAGAAGCGGCCACAGAAGAAGCCCCCCCCUCCUCUGGUGGCCCCACUUUGGAUCUGAACGAUCCAGACAGAUACUGUGAGCUCUGCUGCGCCUCCUUCAACAGCCCACUCAUGGCCCAGCAGCACUACGUGGGCAAGAAGCACAAGAGGAGCGAGGCCCGGAAGAAGAUCCUGGAGGAGAUAGGGCAGAAGACACUCCCUGCAGAGUCCACAUCCAGCGCACUUGGUGUGGGUCACUACAUCUGUCCCAUUUGUAGUAUCACCCUUACAUCCAUAGAAAUGUACCAGUCCCACAUGCAAGGAAAUAAACACCAGAUUAAAGAAUCCCUGGUUGUCAAUCUCAUGAAGAAUUCAAAGAGAACCUUUCACUCUUUCCAAGAUGAGCUGGCUGACUACAUCCAAGUGCAGAAAGCCCGAGGGCUCGAGCCCAAGACCUACUUUCGGAAGAUGGGAGAGGAGCACUUUGAGAUGGACGAGUACAAGGAGGAGCGCAAUGCCAGGCCCCAAAGUCUAGCGGUGUUUGAGCAGAGACUCCCACCCGAGACUUUCCAGGCCUGCCCAGGAGCGUAUGGCCUCACUCGAACAGUGGAAAACACAUUGUCCCAUUGGUCACCUGUCCACGACAGCAGGCUCAGGCUGGAAUCUCUUGGCCACUGCCAGCCCAGCAAGGAAGAGUUCUCAGAGAAAUUAAUGGCCUUGGGGCCCACGCAGCAGGACAAUAACUCGGGCCCAUCCAGCAUCUCCUCGGACAACAGCACCAAUUCCUACCAGCCAGGUCAUAAACCCAAAAUGACUCACCGGAGGAAGAAAAGACAUCCAAGGGAGGAGGGAGAAGAACGGCCAAAUGAGGAAGAGAAGAGGAAGAAAACCAUGGAGGACAAAGACUCGAGCAAAGACCAUAAGGCCAUCCGGAGGAAGAAGGCAGAGGCAAAUGCAACCAGUGUAGGAAAGUCAAAGCAUAGGAAAGAGAGGAGAAAUCGGGAAAUAGCCACCAAUAAAGAAGACCGUAGACACCGGAAAGAGAAGAAGGAGCUCCUGCCCAGGAGGACCGAGGAGGAGAUGCUGUGGGAUGAGUCCAUCCUGGGCUUCUGAGGCUGCCUACUUUCAGGGAGGAGCCUACGCUGACAUGGCCUUUGGACACCCAGCCACCGUGGCAGGGUCACCCAAAAGUAUUCAGCCUAUUCUCCAGCACUUUAAAAUGAGGAGAAAUCACUUCUCCUAAUAGUUUUUAAAAUGAUUUCAUGAAAAUGCCAUGUUUUUUUCCAGGUAACGCUGCUUCAUUUUGUGUGGAAGACUACUUUUCUUUUCCAGGUAGCAAUGAUAUCUUUGAGUUAUCAUUUAUUUCAAAUGACCUUUCUGAAUUUCUUUCUUGAUUAGGUUCCUGUUAGUUCGGGUUAAGGUUUGGUGUUUUGUUUUUGCUUUGUUGGGUUUGUUUGUUUUGUUUUGUUUUUUUAAGAGAAUAUAUGCAACAGUGUAGGAUUAUUUUUUUCCAGGUUUAGACUUCAUUUACAGUGUGUUUUCCAGGUCUGAAAGUAUAAAAUGACAGUCUAAACUCAAGCUAUACAUAGUUCAGAAUGUUCUCGAAUACUGAUCAGAAUUCAGUUUACAUUCAGAAAAUGUUCAUAUUAAAAAUAUUCUAAUUUUA